This is a messenger RNA of Populus euphratica (Euphrates poplar), 1097 nucleotides long. RefSeq lists its product as uncharacterized. NCBI's taxonomy places the organism in Eukaryota, Viridiplantae, Streptophyta, Magnoliopsida, Malpighiales, Salicaceae. The transcript is spliced from 2 exons. Bases 21 to 857 code for a protein of 278 amino acids. The record is from RefSeq and is a predicted model, not a curated record.
CACUCCUCCUGAUCAAGGCCAUGCUUGAUUACUGCAAUCAUCUCCCUUCCUUGAAUCCCGGGUACAAAAUGCACGGCAAUGACAACGGAGAUGUAGACUUUGUUUUCUGGGGUGCAAGUGAAACACAAUAUUAUGGUGACAGAGGAUGUAGUGACGUAGGGUUUCAAGCACAGUCUGAAGAAGACUUUGUUGAUUACUCACCACCCUUGAGAGAAACUGAUAUGUCAAUAAAAGUUAGAAAUGAAUCCUCCCCUUUAUCCCCCCAUAGCCAUCAUUACAGCAGUAUUUCGCCAAUGUCACGGUUACAAGUGGUGGCAGAAGGCAGGAAGAAGCUCAUGGAGAUGGUUCAUAGCAUGCCAGAGUGUAGUUAUGAACUAUCGUUGAAGGAUAUUGUUGAUGGGCAGCAGAUUUCAGAAGAGGCACAGGAGGAGAUGGCGAUACAAAGAACAAGUUCUGAUUUAAAGAUUGAGGCUCAAGUCAUCACAAAACAAAAGACGAAGAAGACGAAGAGUUUUCGCAAGACAGGUGAUAUUUCAAGAAAUGGAAGUAUGGAAAAGGAAACUUUCUUGAUCAAGCUGUUCAUCCCAACUUCUCUCAGUUUCAAGAUCAGAUCAGACAACACGAGAAAUGACACAGAAGUUCCUCCAAGGUCAUCGAUGGAACUAACUGAUAACCGCGCAGACAAGGAGUGGUGGGUCAAAAGGAUUUUGUUUACAAAAGAGGGUAGGAAAAGUGGGAGCAGCAGCCGGAGCAGCAGCACAAGCAGGUAUGAUGACAACAUGGAUGCCUUGCCAAGCUGCUGGCCUAUCUUCCGCACUAAGAAAAGCGAAAGUACUAAACUCAAAGGACGCGUCUGAAGAUUUUCGCAAUGGUAUCAGUAUGAGCCGUAGAACAAGAAAUGACACAAGCAAGAGAAAUUAUUCUGGGAUGGUGCUUCAGAGAAUAUAUUUAGAACAGAGUCUUGCCUUUUGCAGAUAUCAAUUUAUCUCUUACAACUUACUUUAUAGUCUUGUAGAUAGGAGCCCCUCUUUCAUGUAAAAUCACUCCUAUUAUAGAUUAUACUCAAGAAGGUUGGCCUUCUACCUUCUAGUUCUUUA